AUGAGUCGGUACAGCUUCGCCAACCUUUUGGACUGGAUGUACGGGGAGUGGACCCCAUCCGAAGGCAACGGAGGCCCUGAGUGUGCUGCCUUCCUCCCGGCAGCACGGCUGGUGGAAAGCCUGGUCUUCCUAGCGUGGGAGUGUGAGGUUGCGGUGUCGCUGAGGAAGAUCCGGCGGACCCAUGCCAAGGAAGCCGGGGACUUGUUGGCUCAGUCUCGGAUCAAGGAGGAAAGCUUUGGGAAGAACUUGUUGCUGGUAGCACUUUGCCUCACGUUUGGGUUAGAAGUCGGGUUAUUUGCAUCUAGGACGGUCCUCUACUUGCUGAACCCGUGCCACGUGGUCACCAUGAUGCAGAUUUUCCUGCUGGCCUGCCCACCUUGCCAUUUUGCAAUGAUUCUCUUCAGGUUGCAGAUGCAUAUGCUCAAUGGGGCACUUCUGGCAUUGCUGUUUCCUGUGGUUAAUACGCGACUGCUACCUUUCGAACUAGAGGUGUACUAUAUCCAGCACAUCAUGCUGUAUAUUGUUCCCAUCUAUUUGCUGCGGAAAGGAGGUGUCUACACUCCUGAACCUUCUUGCAAUUUCUGGUGGGCUUUACUAUCCACUGGACUGAUGUUCAUCUAUCACUUUACUGUUUUACAAAUACUGGGACUGGCCACGCAAGUGAAUUUGAACAACAUGCUGUGCCCCGCCAUCUCGGAUCCUUUCUACGGCCCUCGGUACAGAAUAUGGGCCUCUGGCCACCAGACGAUCAUGACGAUGGUUCACGGGAAACUUAUCACUGGGGUCUUCUACAGUACUGUCCCUGUUUGUAGGUUCUGCCUGGAUUUACUCCGACUGCCGGCUAAGAAAGUAUCCUGAAGCGUCUCGGUGGAAGGAGGUGUUUUCGAGAAAGCAGAAGAGGACUGGGGUUGUUGCAUUUGGAAACAGAAGGGAUGAGAAAAAGACCAUGCAUAGAACAUUCCUUCCAUUUCCCCCAUCCAUUGUGAAGCAAAGCCUUCCCUUCUGUCAUCACCCGAUCUAUUGAUGUUACACUGCCAGAGCCAAUGGCAAAAUUUGUAGCCUUAUCCACCGAGAGAGAGGGACUUUGACUUGAUGUACAACUCCUGCACAACUAAAUCUGGUUGCUUUGGACCGUUUGAGGUUGAAGAGAAUCAGGGUCUCCCUCUAUAUAGUGGAAUACAGCUGCCGAAGAAGUCGUCUCACUGCCGUUCAUCUUUACCAGCCGACCUACAAGAGGGAUAGUUUCUUAAUUUUGCCAAGAGAAAAUGCAGUCUAUUCUUCUUGGUGGUUAUCUGAUCUCCUGUCUCUUCCAUGCCUUUCAUUUUACUCACCGGAGGGUCUUUGGCGUCUCCUAAUCCAUUGGUGCAAAAAUAGGUUCUGCCCUGUUACAGCUGGUUGAAAUUGCGUGGAACAACAACCGCCGCGUACUCACUAUUUUCGAAGCGAACGGCUUUUUUCUGCUCCUCUUUGCUAUCCAAUGGCCGCUCUUAUAAAUUAAUUGGGGGAAAACAAAGAGGCUGAAAUAAGCCUGCUAACAAUGUAGAAGACGAAUUACGGUGCGCUGUGCCCUUGCUGCAACCAAUGUCAGAAUAGGAAUAACCAUCCUUUAAUGAGAGACGGCGGGGUUGGGUAGAAUUAUACCCUUCUACAAAGUGAAGCAGCACAUUUAAAGUUAAUAGCUGCAUUUACACACUCCUGACUGUGCGCUUCAUAUUCGGCAGGCCUAACUAUUCCCUUGAGAAACGAACUGGUUUGACUGAGCAAGAGAGCGAACAAAACAAGACGCGCGCGCACAUCCCUCAAGAAAAGACCAAGGAGCUGCCUCAAUGCUGAAGGAUAUCACCGUUUUUUAUUACUUGGAAAUAUGAGCCCAGAUUUCAGCAGCUUUGACCAUGUCUCUCUGAAGAUAAGCUCUGCUUUUUUUAAAGGGCACAGGGUUUCCAAAAGCUAUUGCAGAGACAGUUGCUGCAAAUGUAGGCCAGUAUUCUGUAUCGGCUAUUUAAGUAUGAUUAGGGCUAGUCUACACAUUUGAAAUACUACUCAUUUGGAUUAAAUAGCAUGUAAUUCAGCCACGUGCGAUUUGCAGGAGUUUGAGCCUUUUGUGACCUCUGGAAAAGCUCAUUCAACUCCAUGGGAAAAGGCUUAGUGUUUUUUUUGCUGGAGUGUCUGCUGAAAUCCAAGUGCGCAUUAUCUGUUUCGUGUGCAUUCGGAUGGCUGUGCAUUUUUGGUAGCGGGAGAGUGAAAUGGUGCAAAUAGAUGCAAAUUUGUGCAGGAAAAGGAGGACAAUGAACCAUCAAUGCAGAUGUGCAAAAAUGGACCGCAGUUCGCAUGGUGCACUUACGUGUAGACUAGCCCUUAGUUAUAUUUAUAUAGUAUACUUCACUGAGGACCAAAACACAUUGCUGAAAUAAUCCAGUUUGAGACCGCUUUAACUGCCCCAAGUGCUAGGGAAUCCUGGGAAUUAUAGUUUGUUGUGGCCCACAGAGCUCUCUGAAAGAGAGGGCUAAACAAUGUCUCCUAAAACUACAGUUCCCAGAAUUAACAUUGAGCAGUUAGAGGUCUCAAAUGGGAUUAUUUCUCCAGUGUGUUUUGGACCUAAAUAGUGAUCCUGUCUAUGGAACCGUCAACCCAGAUUUACUCGUUUGUAACUGUUCUGGAUUUGUGAAUAGCUACUUAAUUACAAUUGUGACGCCAUUGCCAUGAUCAUAACUAUUUUACCGGUCAUCGAUCAGCUGCUUUGGAGAGAAUGAGGUCCUUUCUGUCAGUGGAGCAUGGGUCAAUGAUGUUUCCAUCAGGUUUGGGAGAAGGCUUGGGCCAGGAGAGGCUACUUGGUUAAGCCAUCUGAGGUCCAAAACACACUGCAGAAAUCAUCCAGAUUGAGACCGCUUUAACUGCCCUGGUUCAAUACUUGGGAAUCAUGAAAGUUGUAGUUUGGUGAGACAUUUGUCAGAGAGCUCUGGGGCCACAAUAAACUGCUUCUCUAGCAUUGAACCAGGGCCGUUAAAGCGGCCUCAAACUGGAUUAUUUCUGCAGUGUGUUAUGGACCUAAGUAGCUGAUAUGGCCCUAAUUCUUUUGUCUCUUCCCCACCUCCAACAGACACACAAACUCACACUUUCUUCUCCGGUUGUGUUGCCUUACUCAUGGGUUGCCCGAUGAACAACUGCCAUGCUUCCUCCAGGUGACUUGCUCCAAGGGACGGGUUUCUGCACUGCGUCAGCCAUUUGAUACCUCAAGAAGAGAGAUCUUUGCCUUAAAGGACAACACUACGGAUCUUCAAGCAAAGGAAGAUGGCGGGACAGGGUUUUCCUUUUCCUUUCUGUAUCCUGGAUAUUGCACCCCAGUUGACCACGACUUGAAGCUCAUUGCAAAUUGGUGUUCUUCAAAACAAAUAUAUAUAUAUAUAUAUAUAUAUAUAUGGAUAUAUCCUGGCCUCCUGACUUUGGCUUUGUAACCAUGCUGGGUGGACUUAGGGAUUUUUGUACACAUUGUACUGUGAAUACUCUUUACUGCCACAAAUCUUUUGAAAGAUGUGCAUCGAUGCACAGUUCCUUUGCAUUUCUUCCUUGUGUUUCUCAUGCCUUGGGUUUGGUUUUGGCCAAGGGGGAGGUCGGGAAGUCCUUUGCGGAUCGUCGCUAAUGCUGUUCAUGGUUGCUUUUAGCCUUUUCCUCUGAAGGUGUAGAUUGUUUACUCUUCAAAGUGGCAUCUUUAGACAGCGGUAUAUAGAUAGGGCGAUCCCUAAUAGUGUAUGUAUAAUGUGUGCAUGAGAGAGUGGGACAAUAAUCCAGGAUUUCCUUAUAGCCAGAAAUAUACUGUAUAAAAGUACAAAAAAUGUGAAAUUUGCAAACGAUGAUUAAUAUUGAUCUGAUUUUUUUUAAGGUGAGUAUGCUUUAUUACUUGGCUGUUUCAGUGAAGCUGCACACUGAGGAUCCUGUUAUUAAGUCCAACUAGAGUAAGAGCCAUUGAAUGGGAUUUACGUUCAGUGUUGACUCAGACAAUUGAAAUACAGGCUCAGGGGAUUUAUUCUAGUUGGCAUCCAAUGGCGUUCAGGUCUGAAGACCUUUGCUUGAUGGAAUGGACUUAUCUUACCAACUUCUUACCUAGCUCUGUUAGUCCUUCUCCAGGGCAGUGGGCCCCAGACUUUGGUCCUCCAGAGGUUUUGGACUUCCUGGCAGUUGGUCAAGUUGGCUGGGGCUCCUGGGAACUGAAGUCCAAAACACCCGGAGGACCAAAGUUUGGGAAACACUGCUCUAAGGCAUAAUGUUUGUGACUUUCUAGCUUCUGAGUGAGAUUUCUGCAAGGAGCCUGGUUUGUGGCCUGGAUCCUAUUGUCUGUUCCAACAAACAUUGAAUUACGUAAUGGGACUUAGUUUUUGGGUGACGUGGCCAUGUUCUAGAAGAGUUUGUUCCUGAUGUUUCGCCAGCAUCUGUGGCUGACAUCCUCAGCCUUUCCUCCUCAUCUUUCCUUCUUCCAAACCAUUCCUCCAACUCUUCCUCCUUUCUCGCCACCUUCCUCAUCCCAUUCUCUCCUCUAAUUUCACAUUCUCAAGCUUUCCUACACAUGCGCCUACCCUCGACUACUUACUUUACCCUCUUUUCAUUCUCCUUUCUCCCCAGUCUUCUUCCUAAAAUAACAACAUGCAUCCCAACUUCCUCACUACCUUAAUUCUUCACGAUCUAAUGACUUUCUUAUUUCAUUGCUGCCGUUUCUCCACCUUCUAGCGGACUUCUCCGACCUAAACACCUUACCAAACAUUUCUUCAUCCUUUCAUUCAUUCUGACUUCAACUACCCUGGCUUCAAAUGAAUUCUAUGUGUCUUUCUGGUUUACCCUUUAGCCCUUAUUGUCUCCAUUGGUGAACCUGUAAAGUAGUAGUAGUAGUAGUAGUAGUAAUUACUCUUAUUAUUUAUAUCUCACCUCUCCCUUAUGGAUUGAGGCGGGUUACAACCGCACAAGUACAUCAAAUAAAAUACAUGAAUAGUACACCAAUAAAACACACAAUAUACACAAAUCAAAACUACAUAUUCUCCUACCCCCGGCCUUAAAACAAAAACAAUAACAUUAUAAAAUACAGAUUAAAAUUACUUAAAAAUAGACAUAGUUGAAGCGAGACAUCUUGGGGCAAACCAGGGCUAUCCAUAUCAGUCUAGAAGAGAUCCGUCUUGACGGCCUUUUUACUUGCACUUAUCUACUAGUAUUUAAUAAUAUUUCCUCUAAGGCCGCAUUAGACUUCUCUUCCAACGCAACUUGCCCUCCCUUGUCCUCUUUCAUUUCUCCGGAGUGCCAUAUUUUCUUCUUCUUUUCAUCUCCUUUGGGGCAUCCAAGCAACAGUUCUCCUGCGAGAGAAAGAGGCGUCUGAGGAAUUUCAAAUAGGCUGCUCAGGGGAGCAUCUCCUCUCUUUGGAGGCAGCUUAUGUAGCUAAAACGUCAUUUCUAACUGGUUGGACUGGUUUAGGAGGUAUCCCAGUCUUGUCGCUGGUCCAGAUGACCCCGAUCCCCGCUUGCCAAGGGAUUUGGUGAAUGGCCCUGGCUUGCUGCAAAUGCCUUGCUGCAUUUUGAGAAAAGGUCUGUUGACUGUGGUUUUGUCCGCAGUUGUGUAUCUCAGUGCCCUGAAUUGUAUCCCUUUUGUUUACUUAGAUACUGUGAACCCAAAUUACUUCUGGGAUCAGUGCAGAAUAAAAAAAGAGGCUUCGGUGUAAUCCUUUUCAUGAUAGAAUGGCUGCCAAGUUGGCCGUCGCAAGCUACCUAGAAGCUGGCAAAGUCGUUCAAUAAAGAGAGCUUGACCUAAAUCCAAUGGCAGAGGAGUGCAGUUUACAUUAUCCGAAGGCAGUGGAUCCAAUGGGUCUACUCUAGAUGGGAAGUAGGAACUGCAUUUAGGCCAAUGCCUGCUGAAGGCUCUUGGUAAUGCAACUUGCGUAAGUAAGCAUUCUGCAGUUGGGAUUUCCAAAUCUGGAAGAUGCAUACCUUCCUUUCAAAUUUAAAUCUGGUGAGGUUUUUUAUCUUCUAAAAAGGAGCAGGACGUUUCUGUUUUCCAUUCUGAAGUUUUUAAAGAUCCGCUCUGUUCUAAAGUAGGACCCUGAAUUAUGAAUGAACAAGGAACUUGCAUGGAGUUAGUGAAAAGGACUCUGUGCCAUCCUUCUGCUAGUCUAUGUCCUCCUGAAGUGACAGACUGCAACACCCAUCAUUCCCAUUUUUGGGGAUGUUGGGAUCUGUCAUUUUUUCAUGUUGGGAGGGUGCAAAGUAAAAGAAGGUUGCUCCCGGCCAUAGCACUGCUUAAGCCCAACCUGUUCUGAGAAAUGCAUCUUAAAUCCAAGUCUCCUUUCCUGAAACAGCAGAGGGAAUAACAACGUGGAUGGAUGCUUUUUGUCAAGCACUGAAAUUGCUAGGUCAGGCUGCCCUUUUUGCAACAUCCUCUUGUAAAAUAGGAUUCGGCUUUCAUAGAUUGGAUAAAACACAGAGAAGAGAGAGAGGGGCUCACAGAAACCAUCCAUUAAACCAUUCAAGAAACAGCUAUUGUCAGUUCUCAGUGCAGAGCGUUGCUAAGCUAAGCAUCCUUUCUAUCUGGGGCCUUUUCUCCAUCGUUUUAAGUUCUUUGCUGAAAGUGUGUGGUUGUGCGUGUGAAAGAGAGUACAUCAAGGAACACAACGGGGGCAGUUGAAUUAGGUGCCAAACUGUAUGUACCUCAGAGGCCCUUGUAGAUCAUGGAAUAUAUGGAUAUAUAUGUGUGUGUGUGUACCAGUAUUAGUUUGCAUUGUUUCCCAGUGUUUUAUCACUUCUUGUGUAAUCUUUCAAGCUAGAUCUUACAUUUCUAUCCAUGGCUUUGUGACUCACUGAGUUGUAAAAUAGGGUUUUGUUCAGCCGUUUGGGGGGAAAAACAAGCAACAACCACCAACGUGGGGAGAUUGGGCUGGCUUCGUAUUUGUGCACUUUAACAUUUUAGAGUACCUCAGUGUAGCCGUUUUAACUAUCCUUCUGUGGCCUAUAUCAGGGUUUUGAUAUAUUUCUCUAUAUUGGAUAAUUCAAUGUUGUUGUUUUUUAACUCUCAUGAGAACCUUGUGCUCUUUACGGUGUGUUACAGACUUGGUUCGGUGUGCCAGUGGUCCCUGAUGUGGCAAAAGCAUGCUGUACUUUUGUGGUUGCAUGGUUGGAGAGGGUGAUGCCCAACUUAUGUUGCAUCGCUUUUUAUCUUUCCCUGGGAGCAGCUGGACUUUGGGAGUUUGGGGUUUGUUUCUCAAAGAGGAUAUUAACCUCCAAAGAGCUUCUCUUGUAUCUUGGGAACUGGUGAUCUCUUUGGCUAUUAAUGUCAAAGGCCAGGGAGCAAGAAAGACAAAUUGAUAUUUGAUUUCUUAUAAAUGCAAGUGAAACUGAUGUAUAAUCGCAGCUGACUUCCAUUUCCUUCCAUGUAAGUUUGGUAAAAGUCAUUUCCAUUUGAGUUUUUCAUCCCCUUCUUUCAGGGCCAAAUUGUAUUUGUUUUUGGCCGGAAUCCCGUAUCACCGUCUGCGUUACGCUUGACCCUCCACAUUCAUAGCUUUGACUUUUGAGGAUGUAAUUGUUUGCGGUUUGGAUUAAUAUGUUCUCUCUAGGAAUCUAUAGGUCCUCCAGUGCAACUCUGCCAGAGGUUGGCCAUAGAGUUGUGCCGGAGAAACUAGAAUUUCCUAGAGAAAACACUUCUCUAGGCAUUUGUAGGUCUUCCGACGUGAUUCAGCGAUCAACGUCUGGCAAACAUUGACCAGAGAGUUGCAUUGGAGGACCUGGAGAUUCCUAGAGAGGCAAUCUCUCAGGUAAGAAGAGUGUUUUAUUUGCAUUUUUACUACUUUCACCUCUAACUCCAGCGAAUGUGGAGGGACCACUGUACUUAAAUUCGGAUAGUGAAUUGUAUUGGGAGUGCCCAAUGCACCUUGGUGCUAAUGUGCAUUGAGACCGAUUCACAUCAAUGUGCGUUGGUCCCAUUGCUCAGUGGUCACUUUGCUAGCUCUGCCAUGUAGUAACAGAACAGCAGCCCUUUAUUGGAUACGGACGUUAUGAAACGGUCCAAUGCCCUCCUAUUUAAGUCUAUUUACCUAGAGGAAACUUCCAUACAGGAUUCCAGCCUUUUUGUCCUUUCCGCUCUUUGAAUGGUGGGAAUCACCUUUAAAGCUGAGUGCAUUGUGCGCUUGUUGUGUUUGCUGUCACUGCAAGCUGUGAUGUGCAUUUGUGUUACCCUUCCCUCUUUUAGGCACUGAAAACAGAGCCACACAACUAUGAGUUCCUUCCUCCAAUUCCCAGUCGUUUGUAGUAGGAUAAUUUUUUUAUAUCAACUACCACUUUUCUAAAUGUUGUUUUCCAACAGAGAAAAAAAAAUUGUGUACCUGGAAUUUUCCGCUUUGGUUUUGAUCGCAACUGUCUUUUAUCUUCCCUGUCUCUUGAAUAAACUUGUGUUCUUCGA
Sceloporus undulatus (fence lizard) is the source of this 8421-nucleotide messenger RNA. RefSeq names its product transmembrane protein 164 (gene TMEM164). Lineage: Eukaryota; Metazoa; Chordata; Lepidosauria; Squamata; Phrynosomatidae. The record is from RefSeq and is a predicted model, not a curated record.